Messenger RNA from Candida tropicalis MYA-3404, 735 nucleotides. RefSeq names its product nucleoside-triphosphatase (gene HBR1). Gene Ontology annotation, cellular component: nucleus; cytoplasm. The transcript has a single exon. NCBI's taxonomy places the organism in Eukaryota, Fungi, Ascomycota, Pichiomycetes, Serinales, Debaryomycetaceae. Gene Ontology annotation, molecular function: ATP binding; AMP kinase activity; ATP hydrolysis activity. Bases 1 to 735 code for a protein of 244 amino acids. The record is from RefSeq and is a predicted model, not a curated record.
AUGAGUAGAAGACAUACACCAAAUAUUAUCAUAACAGGUACACCUGGAUGUGGGAAAUCAUCACAUUCACAGAGUUUGGUCAGUCAGUUGAACCAAGAAUUCAAGAAGGACACUACGAUUAAAUUCAAACAUUUCAAUAUUAGUGAAAUUGCAAAAGAAAGAGACUGUAUUGAAUCAUAUGAUGCCAAGUUAGAUACUUCUGUUGUAGAUGAAGAUAAGUUAUUAGACUCCUUAGAACCAGAUUUAGAAGAAGGUGGUGUUAUCGUUGAUUGGCAUUGUUGUGAUAUAUUCCCAGAAAGAUUAAUUGAUUUGGUUAUUGUUUUGCGUACUGAUAAUUCCAACUUGUACGACAGAUUAAAAACUAGAAACUACAACGAUUUGAAAUUGCAAGAAAACUUGGAUUGUGAAAUCAUGGAGGUGAUUUUACAAGAAGCUAGAGAUAGUUAUAUUCCAGAUAUUGUCAUUGAGUUGAGAUCGGAUUCAGCAGAAGAAAUGGAUGAGAAUGUUGACCGAAUAAGCUCCUGGGUCGUUAAGUGGAUGGAAGAUCAUCCAAAUGGUGUAUCCAAUGAAUUGGACAAACAAUAUCACGGCAAUGAUGACAGUGACGAAGAGGAGGAAAGCGGAGAUGAUGAAUACGAAUUAGAACAAGAACAACAAGAAGAAGAGGAAGAGAGAGAAGCCGAAGAGGAAGCAACCAAUGAAGAAAUGGAACAUACAGAAGAUAUAGCCCAGUAA